AUGUUGAACAGGUGGAACAUGUUGGCCAGGAGCAUAAGGCUGUUCUCCACCAGCAGGCCACAAUUUUCCUUUGUGGGUGUCUCGCCUGUGCGCUUGGUCGAGGGCGUGGAGGUUUCCACAGAACAGAUUCCUCCAGAGUUCUGCAAAUCAUUCACCAAGGGUAAACAGAGAUUCAUGCUAGAUCAGAAUAUCGUCGUCAAGGGACCAAAAGGUGUCUUGAGAACUCUUGUACCCAGCUUUGUGAAGGUGAAGCAAGACGGUGAGCUAAUCACUGUCCUGGUUGAAGAUCCAACCGACAAGGUCCAGAGAUCCAUGUGGGGAACAUCAAGAGCUAUCGUGCAUAACAACGUCAUUGGUACGUCCGAGGGCCACUUAGCCAUCGUCAAGUUCGUGGGUGUUGGAUACAGAGCUCUUUUAGAAGAAGAGAACGGCUCUCAGGUUGUCGGCUUGAAAGUGGGAUACCCAUACACACCCAAAUACAAGGUGCCAAGCGACUUGAAAGCAUCCUUACCGUCGCCAGCACGUCUUCUAAUUGAGGGCAUUGACAAGCAGCAAGUUAAGUUGUUUGCAGCCCGAAUCAGAGAGUUCAAGAAGCCUGAGCCUUAUAAGGGUAAGGGUCUCUAUGUUGAUGACGAGACGAUCAAACUCAAGCAAAAGAAGAUCAAAUAG
Messenger RNA from Candidozyma pseudohaemuli, 669 nucleotides. It is a transcript of the gene MRPL6, whose product is annotated as mitochondrial 54S ribosomal protein uL6m. The transcript has a single exon. Bases 1 to 669 code for a protein of 222 amino acids. The record is from RefSeq and is a predicted model, not a curated record. Gene Ontology annotation, cellular component: mitochondrial large ribosomal subunit; ribosome. NCBI's taxonomy places the organism in Eukaryota, Fungi, Ascomycota, Pichiomycetes, Serinales, Metschnikowiaceae. Gene Ontology annotation, molecular function: rRNA binding; structural constituent of ribosome. Gene Ontology annotation, biological process: translation.